Alternaria burnsii is the source of this 2229-nucleotide messenger RNA. RefSeq lists its product as uncharacterized. The record is from RefSeq and is a predicted model, not a curated record. The transcript is spliced from 3 exons. Gene Ontology annotation, molecular function: protein binding. The coding region runs from base 1 to 2229 and encodes 742 amino acids. Lineage: Eukaryota; Fungi; Ascomycota; Dothideomycetes; Pleosporales; Pleosporaceae.
AUGGAUGUAUGCAAAGAUGUCGACAAUUACAUGCAGUACAUUCAACAGCAUAGGCGUGUUCUGCAAGACGCUAAAAAGAGACAUGGUCAGCGUCCGCACGAUCGCAAAGACAGACACGUAAUGUUGCUCGAGUUCAUGAUGGUGUCAAUGAGUACCACACAAAGGACUGGAAAGAAGGACACACAAAACAUACACUCAUCGUUCGUUCCACCAGCAUAUCCACCUUGCACUACUGGACUCAAAAAUCUCAAUCCUAUCAAGAUCGAAGAUUUGAGGCUUGAGACACAUCACCGUGGCAGAUUCCUUCUUCUGCGAGUAGUCACACCGCCAAAUCGUAUGACAGGGAUCCUCGUUCUGGUGGAGGAUGAAUACGGAGAUGUUGUGAUACUGCAACUUUACCAACAAGAAGAUGAAUCCAGCCGCCCAGCUACCAGCGUUGUCGACAAAGGCAUCGUCCUCAUAGUAAAGGAACCUUUCUUCAAAGUCACAGCAUCUGGAGACUACAGUCUGCGAGUGGAUCAUCUUUCGGAUAUCGUGUUCUUGAACCGCGACGAUACUAGGAUUCCACAGUCGUGGCGGCCGCGGUUAUUAGAAAUCGGAAGAUGCGCAAAUACAUUGAAGCUUGAAGGCAAUGCCCAUGUGGGAAAGGGAGAGUACUGGCAGGCGAUCGAGAAGUACUCAAAUGCCUUAGUGCACUCAUCUGCGCCGAGCGAAAUGAACGUAAUCAAGCGAAAUAGAGCGCUGGCAUAUCUCAAAACCAAACAAUACGACGCCGCAUUGUCCGACACAGGCUUCCCUGAGUUCGGUGAAGAAGCCUCAGAGAAGGCAUUGUUUCGUGCAGCGGAGGCUCUAUAUUAUCUCAGACAGUAUGGAGACUGUUACGAAGUGCUUGAACAGCUAUGCAAACUCUUCCCGUCCAAUCAUGAAGCAAUUGCUGCCCUGACGCGUGCCAGACGUCGCUGCGACGAAGGUAGUACCGGGCAAUUCGACUUCAAGCUCCUCCACGCCGAAGCAAAGAGGUACAGCCCACCCCAUCUAGAUCACGCUACGUACAUCGGACCAGUUGAGGUUCGGGAAGUGAGUGGGAAAGGUCGUGGCUUAUUUACAACCAAGCCCAUGGAAGCCGGGGAUCUAUUGCUGUGUGAGAAAGCUUUCAGUCAUGCUCACGUUGAUGAUGGGGAGAAAGGUAAUGCAAAUAUCACUCUCUUGGUGAAUGUAGAGACGAAUAGAGCUUUCAUGGGAGGCCAAGCGGAUCUCAUCCAAUCAAUAACGCAAAAGCUCUACAAGAACCCAUCAAUGGCUCUCGAUUUCACUAAUCUGCAUCAUGGCGAUUACAAGGCGGUCGAUGUUCAAUCCGUUGAUGAACAACCUGUAACCGACACAUUUCUUGUCGAACGAACAAUGUCUCUCAACGUGUUCGGCUGCCCGGUCACGACACUGAAAAGCCACACAGAGGUGACUUCCAACAACUUCUCGAAAGAGAAUGCCAACUUCCAUUCAUGUGGCAUCUGGAUUAAGGCCUCGUACAUCAACCACAGUUGUCUCGGCAAUGUCCGUCGCUCUUUCAUCGGGGAUAUGAUGAUAGUGCGCGCGGCCAAGGACCUAGAUGUUGGCACAGAACUGAUGUUCCCGUAUGAAGCACCAGAGGGUAUCUAUACUUCAAAGACCGAGCGAAAGUUCAAGAACUGGGGCUUCGUGUGCACGUGCGCGCUCUGCGAAGACAUCAAAGCCACUAAGUCUUCGGAAAUCACAAAGAGGAAGAAUCUUUUGGCUCAGUUGGAUCAUCUCUGCAAGUCUGGAGUGAUACCUUGGGAUAUGUCAAUGAAGUUUGAGCGCUUACUCAAGGCGCUGAACGAGACCUACGCUCGCCCAGCGGAAGAAGUUCCUCGACUCUCGCUAUGGGACCCACAGUUGCUGUUGACACGGAUCUACAUGGGAAAGCUUGAUCUUACGAAGGGAUUGGAAUCAGCUAGAAAGACUUUACAGACUCUGAGUUUCGUCGUGACUGGGCUCGACCGUACCUCAGAAGCUCUAGUCGUCUUGAAAUGGGGUCACACAGUGGACCAUCUGGUGGAAGUCUUCUUACACGCACGCUCGGCGUUGGAACAAUUAGGGCUGUCAGAGAAGUCGAAGCAGGCGAAACAUUAUGCAAGAGUUGCGUACCGAAUACUGGUUGGGGAGGAUGCAUCUUUUGGCGACACAUACCUGUCGUUUCGGAACCUUAAAUGA